Molecule: messenger RNA, 2061 nt
Organism: Asparagus officinalis (garden asparagus)
Lineage: Eukaryota; Viridiplantae; Streptophyta; Magnoliopsida; Asparagales; Asparagaceae
Product: mechanosensitive ion channel protein 1, mitochondrial-like
Exons: 8
Coding region: 123-1766 (547 amino acids)
Biological process (GO): transmembrane transport
Cellular component (GO): membrane
Source: RefSeq, a predicted model, not a curated record
AUGCCCCGCUUCUCUCUCUCUCAUCACCAUCAUUCUGAAUGAAUGACUUCUAUGGGAAGUGUACCAGUUUGUGUGUGAAAUUGUGUACCCUGUGACACUAUUGAGUUGGUUUCAUCAUAACUAUGGCCAUGUUUGGAGGUAGAAGUUUAUAUGGGUCUGUUCGUGCUGCCAUUGACCCUUAUUGCAAAACUAGAUCUUUCAAAUCAUAUGCAUCUUGCUUUAGAAGUCAAAGACUGUGCUCUUAUGGUCUUCCAACUGCAUCAGGCUCUUGUACAUCUAGUAAAAGCAAAGAAGCAUGCGGGCCUUCAUGGUAUCUGGAUAAAGGAAAUAGUAGAACACUUCCUCUUUCAUCUUUUGUGGGAAUUCAACAACUUCAAGCUGAUUCUUCUACAAAAUAUUCAAAAAGAUCCUUAAAUAGCAGUCAGUCAGUCAGGAAUAUUUUGAACUCUCGAUGUGAUCCAUUGUGUUUUAGUGCAAGUUCAGUGUUCGUUCAUCGAGCAUAUUCAUCACAGUCUGGAGGUAAGCGAGAUGAUCACUGGAAUGCCACUGCUGAAACAUCUUCAAAUAACAAUACUGAUGCAGCUGGCAGCGAAUGGGUUGACACCCUAAAUCAUGCUCGUCAAUCUGCUGUAGAUGCUGCUACCAGCAUAGGGAAUAAGGCUAAAGAGUUAUCAGAUGAGAUUAGUCCUUACAUACAACAGUUUUAUGAUUCACAUCCUUGUCUUGAAAACGUGAUAGUUCCAGUUGGCGGGACUGUAUCUGCUACUGUAGCAGCUUGGUUCAUCUUGCCUAGGAUUUUGAGAAAAAUUCACAAGUAUGCUGCACAAAGCCCUUUUGCUUCAUUAUCAUGGAGCUCAAAAAAGGAAUCUGUUUCCUAUGAGAAAAGCCUGUGGAGUGCUCUAGAAGAUCCUGCAAGAUAUCUAACUGCCUUUAUGGCAUUUUCUCAAUUAGGAGUUAUGAUAGCACCAACCACUUCACAGUAUUUACCUCAGGCAUGGAGAGGUGCAGUUGUUCUUUCUUUUGUGUGGUUUCUUCAUAGGUGGAAGACCAAUUUCUUUAGCAAUGCCAUGGCCAACCAAGUUAAUGUUGGGCUUGAUCGAGACAAAUUGAUGGCUUUAGAGAAAGUGUCGUCCGUAGGCCUACUUAUUCUUGCAGUAAUGGCUUUAGCUGAGGCUUGUGGUGUGGCAGUGCAGUCAAUUCUAACCGUUGGUGGCAUAGGAGGUGUGGCUACAGCAUUUGCUGCUAGAGAUAUCCUUGGGAAUGUGCUAAGUGGGCUUUCUGUGCAAUUUUCAAAACCCUUCUCAGUGGGAGAUAAUAUUAAAGCUGGAUCAGUUGAAGGCCAAGUGGUUGAGAUGGGACUCACUACUACAUCUUUGAUAAAUCCUGAGAAGUUCCCUGUCAUAGUUCCAAAUUCAUUAUUUUCCAGCCAGGUUAUUAUAAACAAGUCACGUGCUCAAUGGCGUGCUAUUCUCUCCAAAAUCCCUUUGCAUAUUGAUGAUCUAGAAAAGAUUCCCCUUGUUUCUGAGGAGAUAAAAUCCAUGCUCAGAUCUAAUCCUAACGUGUUCCUAGGAAAGGAUGCUCCAUAUUGCUACCUUUCGAGGAUAGAAAAUUCAUUUGCAGAGCUUACUAUUGGAUGUAAUCUUAAAAACAUGAGGAAAGAUGAGCUAUACGCUGCCGAACAAGAUAUUCUACUACAAGCUGCCAAGAUUAUUAAGCAGCAUGGUGCUGAACUGGGAAGCACUGAAUACAAUUGUACCACUCGAUGAUUCAGAGGAUGAAAGAGUUGGCAUAAGAAGACCCAGUUUUCUUCCAUGAGCUCAACCUGCAUGUACACAACAAAGAUGGAGCUCGUGGCUGUAUCGGGGUCGAUUGUGAAGACUCAAAACUUUUUCAGCAGGUAAUGCCUUUUUGAUAGUUUUGUGGAUGCGAGUAAUUAACUGUUCUUCAAAAAAGAUGGAAAAGCUUGAAGCCAUUUUCAGUUUGUUGAUUUUGCGAAAUGUGUAUAACUAUCAUUACAUGAUCGCAUUCUUCUUUCGAGCCUUUUUAUGUUGUUUGGUUAAA